CUUCCAGAUAUGGCAGUGCCGCCUCGGGUAGACAGCCAGUCCUUUUGAGACGGCCAGCACGAAGCCUCCACUGUCAUGUCGCUCAGUUGGUCGGCCAAAGAGCACAAAAACACCAACCAGCCCGCCGCGACGGGACCCAAGCGACCGCGCAACGACGGAGGGAACAACGUGACGGUGGUGCUCGGCGCGCAAUGGGGCGACGAGGGCAAAGGGAAAGUGGUCGACCUGCUGGCCACCGAAGCGGACGUUGUGUGCAGAUGUCAGGGUGGCAACAACGCAGGACAUACGGUGGUAGUUGAUGGUAAAGAGUACGACUUCCACCUUCUCCCCAGUGGAAUCAUCAACCCAAAAAGCAUCUCUCUCAUCGGUAAUGGCGUGGUCAUACAUUUACCCGGCCUGUUUGAGGAGGGAGACAAGAAUGAGAAGAAAGGUCUGAAAGGCUGGGAAAAGAGACUAAUUGUGUCAGAUAGAGCUCACAUCGUGUUUGAUUUCCAUCAGGUUGUCGAUGGUUUACAGGAAACGGAAAGACAGGCACAGGAAGGAAAGAACAUUGGAACAACCAAGAAGGGUAUUGGACCUGCAUACUCCAGCAAGGCAUCUCGCACUGGCCUUCGUGUAUGCGACCUUUUAGGUGACUUUAAGGACUUCUCUGGCCGAUUCAAAAACCUUGUCCACCAGUAUCAAUCCAUGUAUCCAACCUUGGUCGUUGAUGCUGAUGAGCAACUGAAACAACUUAAGGAGUAUGGAGAAAGGUUGCGGCCCAUGGUGAGGGAUGGAGUCUAUUACAUGUAUGAAGCCAUUCAUGGAUCCCCGAAGAAAAUUCUGGUUGAAGGAGCUAACGCUGCUCUCCUCGAUAUUGACUUUGGUACCUAUCCCUUUGUGACAUCAUCAAACUGUACCGUGGGCGGAGCUUGCACUGGACUUGGGAUCCCGCCGUCGAAUAUUGGUGAUGUAUUCGGUGUAGCAAAGGCCUACACCACCCGGGUGGGAAUUGGAGCCUUCCCAACUGAGCAACUCAAUGCUGUAGGAGAGCUGCUGCAGACAAGGGGUCAUGAAGUGGGUGUGACCACAGGGAGGAAGCGACGCUGCGGCUGGUUGGAUCUUGUCAUCGUGAGAUAUGCGCACAUGAUCAAUGGCUUCACUGCCAUCGCUUUGACAAAACUUGACAUUUUGGAUAUGUUGGAGGAAAUUAAAGUUGGCAUUGCUUACAAACUCAACGGCAAAAGAAUUCCACAUUUCCCAGCAAACAUGGAUGUUUUGCACAAAGUGGAGGUUGAAUAUGAGACCUUCCCUGGCUGGAAGACAGACACAUCUGCUGCUCGCAGGUGGAGCGACCUGCCAGCCAAAGCACAAAACUACAUCCGCUUCAUUGAGAACCACAUUGGAGUUCCCAUCAAGUGGGUUGGCGUUGGAAAGUCCAGAGAGUGUAUGAUCCAGAUGUUUUAGAGGCAAACAUCCAAAGUUGCACAGAUCAUGUGUCAAUUUUCUUCGGAAAAAAGAUCUGCUCCCCUCCACUUAGUAAUAAACAUUACACCCACAAAA
Messenger RNA from Nerophis ophidion (straightnose pipefish), 1542 nucleotides. RefSeq names its product adenylosuccinate synthase 1 (gene adss1). Bases 76 to 1446 code for a protein of 456 amino acids. Gene Ontology annotation, cellular component: cytoplasm. Gene Ontology annotation, molecular function: GTP binding; adenylosuccinate synthase activity. NCBI's taxonomy places the organism in Eukaryota, Metazoa, Chordata, Actinopteri, Syngnathiformes, Syngnathidae. The record is from RefSeq and is a predicted model, not a curated record. The transcript is spliced from 13 exons. Gene Ontology annotation, biological process: IMP metabolic process; 'de novo' AMP biosynthetic process.